Messenger RNA from Moneuplotes crassus, 940 nucleotides. The record is from the annotation of a GenBank genome assembly. NCBI's taxonomy places the organism in Eukaryota, Ciliophora, Spirotrichea, Euplotida, Euplotidae.
AUGAAGAAGGCGGUUUGGAUAUUGUGUUUGGUGUGACUUGUGAUAGGGGGAAAGAAAGAAGGAGAAAUAAAAUGUUUGACAAAUGAUGGAUUUGAGUUAUACCAGAUUUGUAAGAAAUCUAUGGAAAGUUGAGAAGAAGAGUUUAAAAAGUACUUUAAUCAUACUGAUGAAUACGGCUGGAUGCCUACUUGUGAAUCAAUUGCACUUGGAAAUAUAAAGAAAACUAGCAAAAAUUUAGAAGAUUUAUGCGAAAUUCCAACUUUUCUUCUUUCAAUAAACUACAUCUUAACGCUUGAAAAUCAAGAGAACUUACUAAAAUAUCUAUGGGAGCCCUUACAGCUUAGAUACAAGCAUUGCUACAGAUCAAAUUCAAACUUCCAUCUUGAAGGAGGGUACAGAUUCACAAAGGACACUCCUAUUGAAUUUGAUGAUUACUACAUGACCAGCCUAGAGAUGAACUGAUGGAUGGCUGAAUACUCCAGAAUUCUUCAGAGUGUUAGUGACUACUUUACAAAGAGAGAUAUUCAAGUCCGAAGGCUAAAAGGGUUCGAGUAUGAUUUUCAUCAUCUUCUUACCAAAGAAGCCAUUUCCAAAUUCAACUACGACCAGAACCUCAAAGUGUUCACUUCUUUACUAGGCUACCAGCCUGUGAACAACACACAGUGUGAUAUUAAGGAUCCUGAAUGCUUGGAAAUGACUCCUUAUAGGCUAACUUUUGAAGAGAUUAGGUAUGAAAGCUUGUGUCCGUAUAUUUUUAACCUGACUGAUGAGAAGAUGGAUUUGGAGUUAUUAGAAUAUAUCACUAUUCAAGCUUUGCCAUCAUCAUAUCUACCUUACCUAGAGACUUACAUUUCAAAUCACUACCCCAACACUCCCAUCCAAGCCCAACUCAUCAAAGAAAUCACCAAAAGACACUCAUAAUUCAAUUUCCCACUAUCCC